AUGGUUGUCGCUUAUGCCGAGAUAGAGUAUGAUGAAGACUACCUCGGCCCGGACUCGGAUCUUAUUGGCGGGAUGAAAGUUGACAAGGUGACACAGUGUAGUCUUGAGCUCUGUGUUCUCGAACACGAUGUGUCCGUCGAAGAUGGUACGCCGGAGAUAAAUACUUCAGUUCUCGACUACGGCCAAUUAUUGUGGAGAAAUAGUCCUGCCCACUCGACCCCCACGGGCGAAACGCUGUGUUGGCAGCCAACAUCUGGCCCGCAGGAUAUAACAUUUGGGGAUUAUAUCCGCAAUGACAAUUCCACAUAUGCCCAGCUCGGCUCAGUUGAGUAUGCCUUUUGUGGUAUUUCUUAUGAUAUAAAACUACAUGAGAGCGUUUUUGUGGGAUCUAUGAUUCGGCUCCAUUUUCGAUAUCCUAAGGGAGACGGAAACCAAGACGCGAAACCAGAUGGCGAUCCCAACACCAUUCGUAUUGGCUCUGUCGGUCUUGACACUAUCAUGUCCAACGUUGCCAAACAAAUGAACAAGGAAGCUCUACGCCUGAAUGGCUCGGAUGUGCACGGCAUUACACAUGUCACUGAAGUCUAUGUGGAAGUGCAGUGGCUCUGGUUAAUUCUUCCAAUUGUACUAGUGGUCACAGGGAUCAUAUUCGUUGUCAUGGUCAUUAUUGACAACAAAAAGAAUGGCACGAGUUUAUGGAAGUCGUCUGUACUAGCAUUUUUAUAUCACGGAUUACAUGAUGUUGACAAAGAAGGUUGUAUGGCUGUCAGUGUUAUGGAGAGGAAAGCUGAAGAAUUGGUUGUUCGACUUCAGGCAUCUGAUGAUGGAAAUGGAGGAUUGAUACUACGAGAACAGAAGGAUUCUGUGUAA
Penicillium nucicola is the source of this 870-nucleotide messenger RNA. RefSeq lists its product as uncharacterized. The coding region runs from base 1 to 870 and encodes 289 amino acids. The transcript has a single exon. Lineage: Eukaryota; Fungi; Ascomycota; Eurotiomycetes; Eurotiales; Aspergillaceae. The record is from RefSeq and is a predicted model, not a curated record.